AUGCAGAAUCUGACUGAAUUUACAGCCAAUGCAACAUCCCACAAAAGCCUGUCUGUGAUAAUCAAGGUGUGUGCGGUUAUCCCCUUCUUCUGUGUCUUCCUCUGUUGCAUAGCUGUCAUGCUCCACAUCUUUGCAUCUCACAGGCACUUUCUGGACACCACACGCUACAUCUUGUUUGCCUACAUGAUGGUAAAUGACACUCUUCAGCUCCUGUCCUCUGUGCUGCUCUUCCUCUUUGUCAUGGGCCAGGUGAAAUUUGCCAUUGUCUACUGUGCACCUCUGCUUUUCAUAUCCACCGCCACUUUCCAGAACACACCCUUAAUCCUGGCCACCAUGUCACUGGAGCGCUAUGUUGCCAUCUUCUAUCCCCUCCAGUGCCCGACUACCUGGCGCUCAGACCGCAUCUGGAUCAUUAUACUGUCUCUGUGGCUCAUUAGCUGCAUCUCCCCUGUCAUUGACUUCUCUAUCGGGAAACAUGACCCUGCUGUGGAUGUCCUCUCUACCCCUGUGCUCUGCAAAAAUGCUGUUGUUAAUUCAUCUCCAAUCCAGACAUUAUUCAAAGCUGCUGUUAGUGUGCUCUUCUUUGCAGUUGUGGCUGUCAUCAUCCUCUUCACCUAUGUGAGAAUCCUGCUGGAAACCAGAAAGAUGAGACAGGACCGAGUGUCUGUGAGCAAGGCCAUGCACACUGUGCUGCUGCACGGCUUUCAGUUGUUGCUGUGCAUGUUGGCCUACACUCACGCCAUCACGGAAAGUCUCAUAGUGCUGCAUGCCAACUGGCGACCAGAAGACAUAGCUUUUUUUAAUUACUUCAGUUUCAUCCUUAUUCCACGCUUUCUCAGCCCGCUCAUCUAUGGUUUUCGAGAUCAGAGCCUCAGGGGCUACAUUAGGAAAACUUUCCUCUGCUGCUCAAACAAUGUCAAACCCUGUGUCAGAGGCUGCACGACUGCUUUUUAAACUCCUACAUAAAAUAUACAAAUCUCAUGUGAUGUGAUGUUUAAAAUGUUUACUUUAUCCAUAAACAGAACAAAUGAUAGUUUCAUUACAAUCUGAAGACUUACAAAAAUAUAAAAAAAUUUAUAAAUGUUUUAAGAAAUAAAUAAAACAGAAAACGAAGAUAAAAUUUGUUACCAAUUGAAUAAAACUUUUGUACCCUCUGCUGCCCUCUGAAAGCAAUCAUAACCCCUUCCUUUUAUGGACACAUUGGCACCGUUUUUGAAGAUAAGAUCAACAGUUCAUAGAUCUACCUCUGUUAAAUAUAAACCAGGCAGUGUCCGUAAAUCUGUCCCAGUAUCAUCAAUAAAGAUUACCCAAUUGUGGUUAAAGGUCAAAUUCAGUCUCCAAAGUUCAGAUCACACAAGAUUUAUAAUAAACUAUG
Messenger RNA from Scomber scombrus (Atlantic mackerel), 1375 nucleotides. RefSeq names its product odorant receptor, family 95, subfamily A, member 1 (gene or95a1). The record is from RefSeq and is a predicted model, not a curated record. NCBI's taxonomy places the organism in Eukaryota, Metazoa, Chordata, Actinopteri, Scombriformes, Scombridae. Gene Ontology annotation, cellular component: membrane. Gene Ontology annotation, biological process: G protein-coupled receptor signaling pathway. The transcript has a single exon. Bases 1 to 954 code for a protein of 317 amino acids. Gene Ontology annotation, molecular function: G protein-coupled receptor activity.